Leucoraja erinaceus (little skate) is the source of this 954-nucleotide messenger RNA. RefSeq names its product ethanolamine kinase 1-like. The transcript is spliced from 5 exons. Gene Ontology annotation, cellular component: cytoplasm. Lineage: Eukaryota; Metazoa; Chordata; Chondrichthyes; Rajiformes; Rajidae. The record is from RefSeq and is a predicted model, not a curated record. The coding region runs from base 112 to 954 and encodes 280 amino acids. Gene Ontology annotation, molecular function: ethanolamine kinase activity. Gene Ontology annotation, biological process: phosphatidylethanolamine biosynthetic process.
UGCUCACAUACCACAGGUCAAUGGCCAGAACCAGUUGUCGCAAGCACAACACACACAACACACACACAACACACGGGGACUCAGCCGCUCAUACUCCGGGGUGUGAGCGCCAUGGAGAGGUCGGGUAGAGACCACCCGGCCACUGCAACCAAGCACCUGGACCUCCUGGUGGACGAGAAGGAGCCGAGGAAGGACAUCGAGAGGUUGCUGGAGCAGGUGCGGCCGCUGUGGAAACCGGCGGAGAUCAAACUCAAGAUUUUCACCAGUGGAAUCACAAACAGGCUAGUCGGUUGCUACGUGGACUGUGAUAUGGAAGAGGUAGUGCUCGUCAGAAUAUACGGCAACAUGACGGAACUUUAUGUGGAUCAUGACACUGAGGUGAAAAACUUCCAGCUUCUCCAUGCUCACCACUGCUCACCGGAACUUUACUGCACUUUUCAAAAUGGAAUAUGCUACGAAUUCAUCAAAGGAGAAGUCCUAGAUAUGCAGCAGCUGAGAAAGCCUUCCAUUUUCAGACUUGUGGCCAGAGCAAUGGCCCAGUUUCAUUCUGUCCAGUCCGACAACAAUUAUUGUUCCGAACCCAACCUGUGGACGAAUCUCUCAAAGUACCUGACGCUACUCAAGUCCAGCCAGUCUCAGAUAACAUCAGACAGGAGGCUGCAGAAGAACUUCUGCAGUUCUUGGGCCGAUGCCUCGCGGGUCGAUGAAGCCCGCGGCCGACGGAGCCCGAGGCUGGGGCCGAGGGUCAAUGCCACAGAGGUCUCAGGAGAGGUCCUGGCAGCGAUAGUGAAGACGUCGGCGCAGCGAUCGAUGAUGGCGCUUACCGACGGACGAGAACGGAUAUGUGGAAAUAAAACCCAGGAAAUUGCCAGCUACAAUACAUGCUGGUGGGAACCAAUGGGAAAGAAUAAACUUGCUAUCAUUGUGCUGUGCUUAUCCCCAGCACAGCGCUAG